Messenger RNA from Suricata suricatta (meerkat), 1436 nucleotides. It is a transcript of the gene ABHD17A, whose product is annotated as abhydrolase domain containing 17A. Gene Ontology annotation, cellular component: endosome membrane; plasma membrane. Gene Ontology annotation, molecular function: palmitoyl-(protein) hydrolase activity. Gene Ontology annotation, biological process: protein depalmitoylation. The transcript has 4 exons. Lineage: Eukaryota; Metazoa; Chordata; Mammalia; Carnivora; Herpestidae. The record is from RefSeq and is a predicted model, not a curated record. Bases 193 to 1194 code for a protein of 333 amino acids.
AGGACGUGGAGAUGCAAGGCUGUGAGGCUCCCGAGGGCUUGGCUUGGACCACGAUGGGGCUGGGCUGCGGCCUCCUAAGGGGGCUCUCGUCUGGGGCAGUGGCUGGGGGCUGUCCUCCCCCCUGCCCGUGGCUCGCAGCACCCCCACCCGUCCCCUGGCAAGUGAGGCCCGCCCUGGGGCCCGGCGCCCGCCAUGAACGGCCUGUCAGUGAGCGAGCUCUGCUGCCUGUUCUGCUGCCCGCCCUGCCCCGGCCGCAUCGCUGCCAAGCUCGCCUUCCUGCCGCCCGAGCCCACCUACUCGCUGGUGCCCGAGCCCGAGCCGGGGCCCGGGGAGAGGGCCGCUGCCUGCGCGGAGCACUGCGGGCAGCCGCUGGUUGUGCUGCGUCGCGCUGUGGGUCCUCCCUGUGCUGAGGCCGGGAGCCUCCGUCCCCUUUCACACGGGGGGAGUCUGACGCUCUGCUGGCCGUCCCCUGCCCCCUGCCCAAGUCCACACAGCCAGAGGAGCCUCUCUCCUGCACUGGUACCCUCGUGCCUGGUGCCGCUGGGGAGCCUCCCUGGCCCUCUGACCCGCCCGCGCCACCCCCCCCUCCCCAGGUACACGCUGCUCUUCUCGCACGGCAACGCCGUGGACCUGGGCCAGAUGAGCAGCUUCUACAUCGGCCUGGGCUCGCGCAUCAACUGCAACAUCUUCUCCUACGACUACUCGGGCUACGGCGUGAGCUCGGGCAAGCCCUCCGAGAAGAACCUGUACGCCGACAUCGACGCCGCCUGGCAGGCGCUGCGCGCCCGGUACGGCAUCAGCCCGGACAGCAUCGUCCUGUACGGGCAGAGCAUCGGCACGGUGCCCACCGUGGACCUGGCCUCUCGCUAUGAGUGCGCCGCCGUGGUGCUGCACUCUCCGCUCACCUCAGGCAUGCGCGUGGCCUUCCCUGACACCAAGAAGACCUACUGCUUCGAUGCGUUCCCCAACAUCGAGAAGGUGUCCAAGAUCACGUCACCGGUGCUCAUCAUCCACGGCACGGAGGACGAAGUAAUCGACUUCUCCCACGGGCUGGCGCUCUAUGAGCGCUGCCCGAAGGCCGUGGAGCCGCUGUGGGUGGAGGGCGCCGGGCACAACGACAUCGAGCUGUACAGCCAGUACCUGGAGCGCCUGCGCCGCUUCAUCUCCCAGGAGCUGCAGAGCCAGCGCGCCUAGCCAGCCCCGAGCCGCGCCGGGACUUCAGCAAUAAGGCGGCGCCUGGACCUUGCCCCCGCCCCGGCCCGGGGACUGCAUGUGAACCCCCGGGCUCCGUCCUCCAGGCGGCUGGAGGGCCAGCGGGCCGGGGCCUGCCCCAGCAUAGGGGCCGUGGACCAUGUACAGCCGCGGAGCUACGCUCUCCUUUCCUUUUGGAAGCAGAAAGAAGGAAAAACGUGAAAAAUUAAAGAUUUAAAAUUUUA